Lasiosphaeria miniovina is the source of this 1857-nucleotide messenger RNA. RefSeq names its product P-loop containing nucleoside triphosphate hydrolase protein. Gene Ontology annotation, molecular function: RNA binding; ATP binding; helicase activity. NCBI's taxonomy places the organism in Eukaryota, Fungi, Ascomycota, Sordariomycetes, Sordariales, Lasiosphaeriaceae. The record is from RefSeq and is a predicted model, not a curated record. The transcript has 6 exons. Gene Ontology annotation, cellular component: intracellular anatomical structure. Bases 1 to 1857 code for a protein of 618 amino acids.
AUGAUCGAGCAGGCGAGUGACGACUUACAGAUUGUUGUGAGCUUGUCGACGUCUGUGAAAGUAGGCAGACGCCACAUCGGGACAGGCCCCGAGGACCACAGCCACAAGCGCGUCAAAUCAGCCACCACCAGCAACAUCAAUGGCGCAUGGAUACUCUUCGAGCAAGCCACCGAGGCGAUGAAGAAUAUACACCAAAACAUGCACCGCGACAACGAGCGUCUGAAGGCCGAAGUGACCACUACCAAACAGAUUUUGGAGUUGGGCCAUGGGCUACCACGGGGAUUCCUCUAUGCGCUCACUCUCUCCACCAGCCACGGAAUGCUUAUCGUCGUUUACAACGGUCGACCCAUAACACUAUGGGGCAUGGAUGAGGACACCUAUACGGGUAGCUGUGGCAAGAAACUCUCUAGCGGGGACAUCAGUACGCAUAUGAUCAUUGCCCUGGCCUUCAGCCUGAAACCCAGCAUCCGCCUUCUGGUCGUUACGUACCUUGACAGCGACCUCGCUCUCCUCGACCCCUUCGUCGACCAGCAGCCGACAUCCGGCGCCUGGAAGACGCACCUCAGAACGCUCACCAAAACCUCCUGGCCGUCUAACCACCAGGCCAUUCUCAACACCCGCCGCAGGCUUCCGGUCUAUAGCAAAUAUGAGCAGAUCCUAGACAUUUAUCACCAAUCCCAGGUGAUGAUCCUGUCGAGUGACACCGGCUCGGGCAAGUCAACGCAGGUCCCGCAGCUGCUCGUUUACGACAAGUGGGCUAGCGACCUCCAAAUCGCCUGCACUCAGCCACGUCGCCUGGCAGCAAAGGAGCUGGCCGAACGCGUUGCUGACGAGAUGGGUGUUGUACAUGGCGCAGAAGUGGGCUCCCAUGUCCGCUUCGAAGCCAUGACUGGGAAGAAAACUCGUCUGGUGUACAUGACCGAAGGGAUACUGCUUCGGAAGGCGACGGGCACCGAUAAAGAUCUGAAGGGCUAUGCGUGCGUGGUCGUCGACGAGGCCCAUGAGCGGACCGCUGAUACCGACUUGCUCCUGGCCUUGCUCAAAGGUAUAGUGGCGCGUCGCCGAGACUUCCGUAUCAUUAUCAUGUCCGCCACACUUGACGCAGACGAUUUCAAGCGGUACUUUGACGACUGCCCUCUGCUUCACAUCCCUGGCCAACACUACGAUAAGGGCGUCUGCGUUCGACUUUACACCGAGGCCACAUAUGACAACCUUACCCCGUCCAUGACACCAGGUAUUCUCUGCCAGCCACUCGAGUCGCUCAUCCUGACCCUCGCAGCUGCUGGCUACAGCAAGGUCAUGGACUUCGAUUGGAUAUCCUUACCUCAUCCCGAGCCGGUGUCGCGUGCCGCUUAUAACCUCCGCGCUUGGGAAUUCUUGAAUGACAACGGUACCCUCACUCCUUCCAGCACCCACGCUGCGAAGUGUCCACUGGACCCUAUUUGGUACCGUGCCAUGGUGGUCGCCAACAGUCAAGGCUGCACCAUGGAUAUCCUCGAUCUUACAUCCAUCUCCUCUGCACAGGGCUCGAUCUUUGUCCGUCCAAAACAAUUCCAGCAAGUUGCGGACAUGAUGAAAUCAAAAUGGGCCAGAGCGGGGUCCGACCAUAUCCCCCUUCUGAAUGCUUUUCAUGCAUUCGAGGAUGCAUGGGAGAAGAAGAACAAUCCCGGAGUCGACCUUGACGAAUGGUGCUUCGACAAUUUCUUGAACCGCCAUGUCCUCGAGGAUAUUCUCCGGAUACGCAAGGAUCUCAUUGCAUUCCUCCGACCAACCAAGCUUAAAGUAAGCAUGGUUGACUCCGUUAGUAUCCGCAAGACCCUGGCAAUCGCGUUUUGCACGCAGAUCGCCACUUUCUAA